This is a messenger RNA of Drosophila mauritiana, 540 nucleotides long. Its product is annotated as E3 ubiquitin ligase complex SCF subunit sconC. Gene Ontology annotation, cellular component: nucleus; cytoplasm. The record is from RefSeq and is a predicted model, not a curated record. The coding region runs from base 1 to 483 and encodes 160 amino acids. The transcript has a single exon. NCBI's taxonomy places the organism in Eukaryota, Metazoa, Arthropoda, Insecta, Diptera, Drosophilidae. Gene Ontology annotation, biological process: SCF-dependent proteasomal ubiquitin-dependent protein catabolic process. Gene Ontology annotation, molecular function: cullin family protein binding.
AUGGUGCGAUUCGAGACUAGGGAUGGCCGUACGAUCCGCGUGAAUCUGGCUCUACUCGAGAAAUCUUUGGUGAUCCGCGAGAUGUGCCGCGUUGGCCAGGUCCCAGAGGACGAGGACUUCGUCCUGCCGCUGCACGGCAUACUCAGCAAUGUCCUGCUGAAGAUCCUGCUGUGGGCUGAGUACCACGAGAAGCACGAGGAGCCCGCCUGGGUGGCCAGUAAAGAUCCUCUUCCGGCCGCGGAGAUUGAGCUGCAGAUCUCCGACUGGGACAAGGAGUUCCUGCGCGUGGAGAUCGAUAGCAUUUGCGAAAUCAUGGAGGGCUCCAACUACUUGGACAUCCCUUGGCUCUAUAAGCUCUGUGCCCAGAAACUCGUAUUCCUCAGCAGACGCGAGCCAGAGUCGCAGUUAAGCGGUUACUUGGAGAAGAUCCCACCCCUAGGCGAGUUCCAGGCCCUUUUCAAUGAGGAAAUUCAAAGUGAAUAGGCUGAUUUGUAAAAGGAACGUCUGGGUUUAAAUUGUCUCUGGGCUGUAUUCAAAACU